GCACGCGGGCUCCUAGGAGUUACCACGCUUUGGACAAGCACAAGUGCCUCUUCUCCUCUUGCUGUGGACCUCCUGCCUCACCUCUCAUCGAAAUGGACCCCAACUGCUCCUGCACUGGUGGAACCUGCACCUGCGCCGGCUCCUGCAAAUGCAAAGACUGCAAAUGCACCUCCUGCAAGAAAAGCUGCUGCGCCUGCUGCCCGGCCGGCUGUGCCAAGUGCGCCCAGGGCUGCGUCUGCAAAGGGGCGUCGGACAAGUGCAGCUGCUGUGCGUGACCCCGGGGGAGAGCCCGCUCCCCAGUGUAAAUAGAGCAACAUCUGCAAACCCGCAUUUUUUAAUAUUUUUUUCAUAAACCCUAAACCGAUUGCUAUGUUCCUUUUUGUAUGAAAUACCUGAAUGACAAUAAACUUAUCUAUACUC
Molecule: messenger RNA, 420 nt
Organism: Pteronotus mesoamericanus
Lineage: Eukaryota; Metazoa; Chordata; Mammalia; Chiroptera; Mormoopidae
Product: metallothionein-2A-like
Exons: 3
Coding region: 93-275 (60 amino acids)
Biological process (GO): cellular response to zinc ion; detoxification of copper ion; cellular response to cadmium ion
Cellular component (GO): cytoplasm; nucleus
Molecular function (GO): metal ion binding
Source: RefSeq, a predicted model, not a curated record